Molecule: messenger RNA, 852 nt
Organism: Guillardia theta CCMP2712
Lineage: Eukaryota; Cryptophyceae; Pyrenomonadales; Geminigeraceae
Exons: 1
Coding region: 1-852 (283 amino acids)
Source: RefSeq, a predicted model, not a curated record
AUGAUGAUGGUGAUUGUUGGAGUCUUGUCCUUCUGUUUCCUCUCGCUCCUCUGUCUCUGCGUGUUCAAUCACAUGUAUCGGGGGAGGAGACGAGACCUGGUGCUGCGGGCUGAGGAUGAGACUGACGACCUUCCCGCUCAUCCGGGCUUCGUGGUUCCUGUGAGCUUCGAGACGAGGAAGAGGGCAGAGAUCAUCCUCGAGACCCUUCGCCACGUCCCCAAGGGCAGGAUACACCUGGCACAGGCGUCGACGUCGCUCUCGCCCAAGAUAAUGAACUUGCAUGUUGACUGGGAGCACGGAGACAUCAACCUCCUCAUCCCCAACCACUCGGGCGUGAGCGAGUACCUCGACUCCACCGUCGCCUCCUACAUCUCCCAGCGAUCGCAGCUCUCCUGUGCUGACAUGUGCGUGCUCUGCUUCGAUCGCAAGCGGGACAUUCAACUUAGGCCCUGCCAGCACAACGUCUUCUGCGUUCAGUGUGUCUCGGAAAUGCUGUGCAGGUGGCAGAAGCGAGAGGGGCUGCUCUGCCCCAUCUGCAGGACGCCCUUCAGCUCGCUCAUCUACACGGAACCCGCAAAGGCGGAGGAGGCGGCAGGGACGUCAGGAGACAAGUUAGAGAGGAUGGAGGGCGAGGCGGAGACAGCGAUCGACAUCCAUGCGGUCACGGCAGGAUCUGACACGAUGACGGCCAAGGAUGCGAACUUAGUGUAUGAGAUGGCCGCUGCUGAGGGCAGGACAGACUGGACGAGACGAACAGAACAGGAUACGAUGGCGCAGGUGAUCGGGCAGGAGGAGGGAGCGGCGGCAGGGCCGGAGGCGGAGGAGGAGGGAGAGAUUGGUAGGGGUCUGUGA